Messenger RNA from Parastagonospora nodorum SN15, 1143 nucleotides. RefSeq lists its product as hypothetical. The transcript is spliced from 3 exons. The record is from RefSeq and is a predicted model, not a curated record. Bases 1 to 1143 code for a protein of 380 amino acids. NCBI's taxonomy places the organism in Eukaryota, Fungi, Ascomycota, Dothideomycetes, Pleosporales, Phaeosphaeriaceae. Gene Ontology annotation, molecular function: N-acetyltransferase activity.
AUGCCGCAUCGCUCUUCCACCCCGUCUCCACCUCCACCUCCAUCAUGGACCAUCCAGCCAGUCCCGCCGCAUUCUUUCGAAGAAGUCGUUCAAUUCAUCAACACUGCCCGUAAUGGCAUGUUCCCCGGUCGCUCCUUAUCCCCAGACAAUGCAUCCCUGUUCAAAGAAGGCACCUGCUUCCUCGAAGCACGCGAUGGCAAGAACCUUAUAGCUGCGAUUGGCUAUGUGCCCUACAACCACCGUUUCCCACAGUUCUUCAACUUUUACGAUGUGAACACCGUGGAGGUUGUCCGCCUGUUCGUUCACCCCCGAUAUCGGCGUUGCGGCCUGGCUGCGGCGCUAUUCACAGCCCUAUAUGACGAGGCAGUCAAUGCAGACGUCGAGCGCUUCUACUUGCACACUCAUCCUUUUCUGGACGGCGCGAUCAAGUUUUGGGAAAAGCGUGGGUUCGAGAUUAUUCUGCUUGAGGAUGAUCCAUACUGGGAGACUUCACGCGAGAUCUUGCCCGAUGCCGUCGAGGGCACCCCGAAUACGCAAGACGAAGGCGUCGAUGCGGAGCCCAUAUCCCCACGACGCAUUCACAUGUCCGCCGAAGUCCUCCGCAGGAUCCCUCCAAGCGCUGAAGGUGGUGCGGCUGAGUAUAUAGUCGCUGGACUUGACAACGACUCCUCGUCCUCAGAUUCCGACAGUGACAUCAGUGUCACCGACAACGAUGCUUUGGAACAGAACCUCCAACAUGAGCUCGACCUUGGAGAGAACUCCGGCAUGGAAUUCGCAGACCUCCUAGCGGCCCAAAUGGAUCGUGCCACUCACCCACCCAUCCUCAUCACCAACAUCCCCGGCUGCAGGAACCACAUUUUUGGCUACGGCUGCCUGCGCAAGACUAUCAGCAGUGGCAUGCGUAAUUCUAAUCACUGUCCCUUGUGUCGGACGGUGUGGUUCCGCAUCAGGAUGUCUGAGGUACGGAGGAUUGCGAGGGAGUGGGAGGCCGUGGAGACGCGGGAGAAUGGGGUGCAGGCUCAGGUUCGGGGGCAUGGUCGGGGCAACAGGGCUCGUGGAUUGAAUAUCGGACGCGGGAUGAGGAUUCUGGUGGAGCGUGUGGGCAGGGUGAUGUUGGAGUACGUUGACGGGAUGUAUAGUUGA